Messenger RNA from Vicia faba (fava bean), 1284 nucleotides. The record is from the annotation of a GenBank genome assembly. NCBI's taxonomy places the organism in Eukaryota, Viridiplantae, Streptophyta, Magnoliopsida, Fabales, Fabaceae.
AUGAACAAGACACCGAUUCUCGAAAUUGAACCGAGGGAACUCAAAUUCAUAUUUGAAUUGAAGAAACAGAGUUCUUGUUCGGUUCAGGUGACGAAUAAUACUUAUCACUAUGUUGCUUUUAAGGUUAAAACGACGUCGCCUAAGAAAUAUUCGGUGCGACCAAAUGUUGGAGUUCUCGCGCCAAAAUCUAGUGGUGAAUUCAUAGUUACAAUGCAAGCUCAACGGGUAGCUCCUGAAGAUUUGGUCUGCAAGGACAAGUUCUUAGUUCAAAGCACAUUGGUUGAUGCGGAAAUAACCAGCGAAGAUGUUACUGCCAGUUUGUUUGUCAAAGACGGAGUGAGAUAUGUAGAAGAAAAUAAGCUGAAGGUGUCUCUGAUCAGCCCACCUGAUUCACCAGAACUAAGUCCUGUUAAUGGAGACUCCAGGAAUGGGUUUGAUCACAGGAAAUUUCAGAUACAUAGUAAAGAUGAAAUUGAAAUCCAGUCCCCUGAACCCAUGGUUCUUAAAAAACCAGAUUAUAAUAAGGUUCACGAGGUAGAGCUUGAAGAGGAUGUGGAGUUGAGGGUGGAAUAUGAUAUGGGGUUGGAUGCUAUAAAGAAUGUAGAGGAGCCAGGAGAAGAAGCAGGGUUGAAAGUGUCAAGAGAUGAAGAGUUGAGCCCAGCAAAGGAUGUGGAGGAAUUGAAGCCACAAAUAAAAAUAGAGGUAGAAGUGCCCAAAGAUCUGGAUUCAAUCACAGUAAAGAAUGCAGAGGAACUGAAACCUGGAAAAGAAGCAGAGAUGAAGGAGUCAAAAGAUCUGGGUUCAAUCAGAAUAAAGAAUGCAGAAGAACUGAAACCAGGAAAAGAAGCAGAGUUGAUGGUGUCAAAAGAUCAUUUGACCACAGUAAACAAUGCAGAGGCACUGAAGCCAAAAAAUGAAAGAGAGUUAAUAGUGUCAACAGAUAGGGUGAUUAAGACUGUAAAGAAUGUUGGGGAACUAAAGCCAGAAAAAGAAGCAGAGGUAAGAGUUUCAAAAGGUAUAGAGGAGUUGAAACUGCUUGAAGCAAUUGAAGAGAUGAAGUUAAAACUAGACAGACUUGAGUCAAAGCUAAAUGAGUCUGGAGCAACAAUAUCAAAGUUAACAGAGGAGAGGCAAUUAAGCAAUGAAGAGUCAAAGAUCUUGCAAGAAAAACUAGCAGAACUCAUUAAUAAAGGUCCAAGAAAAGUUCAAAUCGGGUUCCCACUUCUAUAUGUCUGUAUGGUGGCACUUAUCUGCGUCUUCUUGGGAUACCGUUUACACUCUUGA